Molecule: messenger RNA, 2851 nt
Organism: Eurytemora carolleeae
Lineage: Eukaryota; Metazoa; Arthropoda; Copepoda; Calanoida; Temoridae
Gene: park
Product: E3 ubiquitin-protein ligase parkin
Exons: 10
Coding region: 30-1466 (478 amino acids)
Biological process (GO): ubiquitin-dependent protein catabolic process; regulation of cellular response to oxidative stress; regulation of mitochondrion organization
Cellular component (GO): cytoplasm; endoplasmic reticulum; cytosol
Molecular function (GO): zinc ion binding; ubiquitin conjugating enzyme binding; ubiquitin protein ligase activity
Source: RefSeq, a predicted model, not a curated record
UUUGUUUUCAGAGAAAUGACCCGUCCUUGAUGCUGGGAUGGAUCUUCUCUCCGUUCCUGAGCCUGCUGGAAAGGAUGCUGACCCUCCUCGGUCUUAUCUCAGGACAGAGGGCUUUAACUCAUGGAACACAGGUUGUUGUAAAAUCAAUAAAUGGAUCAAGCCUUGUCAUAUUCUUGCAGCAAGGCUGGACAAUUAGACAAGUCAAGGAACACAUAUCUCCUAAACUGAACCUGCCUCCGGAGGAGAUAAAAAUUAUAUUUGCUGGCAAAGAGCUGAGUGACAGUGUUCCAGUUGAUUCUUGUGAUCUUGGAAACCAGAGUAUACUUCAUGCAGUCAGGAUAGUAGCUAGGAUACAUCUACCUACUCAGGAUGGAUCAGAGGUUGAGAAUGAGAGCGGAGAGGCUCCCCUCUGUGAGAGUUUGAUUGACCUCCAGCUGACCGCGGAGGAGAGAGAAACUGUUCCAGCUGAGCAAAGGGAAACCAAAAAAGCGCAUUUUUAUGUUUGGUGCAACUCCCCUUGUAAUUCUCUCCAGGCGGGAAAGCUUCGAGUUCGGUGUUCUAAGUGUGGAGAAGGAGCAAUAACGUUGGAUCGGGAUCCCUGUGACUGGGAUGAUGUUCUCAAACCUAACAGGAUUACUGGUUUCUGUGAGACCCCUGAUUGCUCAGCUGUAACUAGUGUAGAGUUCUUCUUUAAAUGCUCCGGAUCCAACCACACCUCCGAGACUAGCUCCGCCCCACCCCUUCAUAUGGUCAAAUCUAACUUGCGCGAGGUUCCCUGUCUAGCGUGCACGGAGCUAUGUGAUGAUGUGCUCGUGUUUGAGUGCGCAGAUGGUCACGUGAUUUGUGUCGAGUGCUUCGGGGACUAUUGUAGGUCAAGGUUGGGUGAAAGACAGUUUUAUCUGGACCCUGAGCUAGGAUAUACUCUACCCUGUCCCGUAGGAUGUGAGAACAGUCUUAUCAAGGAUACAAGACAUUUCAGACUAGUCGGAGAUCUUAAUUAUGAAAGAUAUCAACGGUUUGGAACUGAGGAGCUAGUUCUACAAUCUGGUGGAGUACUCUGCCCCCAACCUGACUGCGGGGCAGGAAUACUUCCAGAACUCUCAGAUACUUGCAGACGGGUUGCCUGCAGAGAUUGUGGAUUUGUGUUCUGUAGAGAUUGUCUUCAAGGAGCACAUCUUGGACCUUGUCUCCCCUGCUUACAAUCCACCCCGGAGCAGGGUUCAUCCGCUCCAACCUUACUCCCAGGAGACCCUAGAGCAACCAGGGCCAGCUGGGUUGGAGCUGAUCCUAGCUCUGUAACUAUCCGGGUGAUCAGUAAACCCUGUCCUGGGUGUAGAACCCCUACGGAGAGGGAUGGAGGAUGUAUGCAUAUGAUCUGCACUAAACCAGGCUGUGCUCUUCAUUGGUGCUGGGUUUGUCAGAUCGAGUGGACUCGGGAAUGUAUGGCAAGUCACUGGUUUGGAUAAAAGUUCUUCACAAACCUGAAUACGCAUAUCCUUUUGAAACAGAUUUACAAAUCAACAAUGAUUAUUAUUUAUAUCAUAGAAAAUUUACAUAAAAAAGUAAAUCAAAUAUUCACCUUCUUUGUGCAUUUUUAUAAUGCAUAAUGAGGAUAGUUUAAAAAUUGAGAAAGGCAAAAAUUAUUCUCCAUAUCGCUUAGCUUCAGAAACUAAACUCGAUAUCCACUGCACACACUUCAAACUUAAAGGGUUAACGUGUUCAGUCCAGGAAUUUUUUAUAUCCCUUGGAAACAGAUUUUAGAUCCAAAAGUGAACUUGGAGAGAAACUAAGCAUGAAUUUUUAUUUAUCCAUUGUAUCCCUGGUUUCUUAGUUUUACAUUCAUAUAUUUACAAUAUCGAGCUUAACUUUUAGACGAUGUAGCAAACCUAUACAUCUUGUCACUCAUAAACCAAUCAAUUAUUAUUUAAUUAACUUACUUACCAGCUUCCAUAAACCUGGUUUGACAUUAUGCUUACUUAAAGGGACGUUACACUUAUUUAAAAUGACCCUCUAUUUAUAGAAUGGCAUGUCUGAUUCAAAACGAUGCCCUUAAAAGCUACGUCUGAUCUAGAACGAGUGAGAUAUCCAUGUUUUUCUCUUGGGAAAUUGACUAUUUUCAAUUGUGGUUUCUCUAAUAUAAUUACAUGCAGAUUUAUGUUGCAGAAAGAGGAAACUUUCAGAAUUCUCAAACUAAAAAACACUGUAUCUUUCACAAUCAUAUUAUUGAUCAGAUAUAUGUUUAAAUUAGGCUUUGGUAAAACCGAUAUAAACCCCUCUUUAAUAGGAGGCUCACUUUACAACUACAGUCUCUUUAAUNGGAGGGUCACUUUAAAUUACAACUACAGUCCCUUUAAUAGGAGGGUCACUUUAAAUUACAACUACAGUCCCUUUAAUGAAGCCUUAAAACUUGCCAUAUUGUUUUAUUGCAUAAACCUGAGAUCUUACGUGAGUGGACUAAGUAAUAAUAAUACUCAUAACUCUAGUCUAUGGUGCUAAAUAAUCAGAUAAAAUAUUGUAUUGUUAAAAUAUAGGGUAUCCCACAAAGGACAAGGCUUCAAAGACGACUGUACAGAAUUUAUACUAUAUUAUAUUUGGGAUUCUCUGCAACUGUUAACUGGUUUCUUUCGUUGCCAUGUCAAUAAAUAGGCCAUAAAAAGACAAUAUUCAAGGCGGAAGACAUAAUUUAACCUUAUCGUCAGAUUUUAUGAGUUUCAGGUCGUCUUUACAGUCUCAUCCUUUGUGGGUAACCCUGUAUCUGAAUAACACUAAAUAGUUAGUCCUAACAAUGAAUGUAUAUUUAUAUCUAAAAUUGCAUUAUUUAGUCCAAAUAAAUAUAUGUAGAAAACGUUAA